AUGGCAGCAAAGUCGAAAAGGUUACUGAAAGUUAUAGAUGGAAUACGUUCUUGGAAUAUUAGCUCGUCUCAGCCAAAUUCGUCGCCAAAGUCAGCCAUUGAAAUCGACGAGUAUUUAAAGAGUGAACAUUUCCAAGUUGGAAAGAUCUCUGUGCAUGGUUUUCCUCACCAACCAACUUGCAUCGCUUUUGAUCCCGUUCAACGAAUUGUUGCUGUUGGAACGAAGUGUGGGUUCAUCAGAAUUUUCGGAAGACCAGGUGUAGACUGUAGCAUCUCUCAUCCCUCAGCAUCUGCUGUCCUUCAAAUAUUCUUUCUCGUCAACGAGGGUGGAUUGGUUUCCAUUUGUGGUGACGACGUUGCACACUUGUGGAACAUACGACAAAAGAAUCCAGAAAUAGUACACUCUUUACAGUUCAAACGUGAACAUUUGACCUGCGGUCAUCUUCCUGUUGGUAGUAGUUGGCUCUAUUUGGGUACUGAUAAGGGUAACGUGAAUUUCAUAAGUGUUCAACGGUUCACUACAUCGGGCUAUGUGAUUAAUUGGAACAAGGCUAUCGAUCUAUCUCAGUCGUCGCAUCCGGGGAAAGUUAUUCAGAUAGCUGAGAAUCCUCAAGAUCCUAACAAGAUUCUUAUUGGUUAUUCUUCGGGAUUUCUUGUAUUAUGGGAUCUAAAAACCAAACAGGGUGAUGCUCGUUUCAAACAUACAGAUAGUUUGUAUAGUGUAGUCUGGCACUGGGAUGGAAAAAGUUUCCUUACUUCGCAUAAUAAUGGUUUACUUGCAACUUGGUUAAUUCGCCAACCACAACGUCCAGUUUCUGUGAUCUGCCCGCAUGCCCCUGGUGAAGCGGUUCCAGAUGACUAUAUAUUUUACGAACCGAUACGUUUGGUAGAAUGGCUGCCUACUAGAAAUGGCGAACCAUUCAUUAUCUUUUCUGGUGGUGGCCGUUUUCCUGGAGCUCAAACUGUCAUUCAUUCAUCAGUAGCUACUACUAAUGUCUCCUCGACGUCGUUACCUAAUUCGGAUUCAUCUGAAAAUGACCAAAUUUAUCAUCAUCAUCAUCAUUUGGUUGUUUUACAAUUGGAUCAUAAACUUGUUCAAUUUACAACUCUUUGUAUGUCUCCUUACACAAGUGAGACAAUGGAUCCUUAUGCAGUUGCCAUAUUAUUACAAGAAGAUCUUGUUGUUAUUGAUCUCUUAUCUACAAACUUCGCAACAUUUGAAAACCCAUAUCCAAUGGAUUUGCAUAGUUCUCCUGUCACCAGCUGUUUAUAUUUAGUUGAUUGUCCUGGAGACUUGAUACCUGCUUUCUAUUCUGUUAGCAGUCGUCGAAAUCGUACUCAAAGUGGCACGUGUGCUGAACCUGAUGUGUUCAGCAGUCGCGAAUGGCCUAUUACUGGAGGAGAAUGGCGAUUAAGUAAUCAACAAGUUCCUGAAUUAAUCAUAACGGGACAUGCUGAUGGAUCUGUUCGAUUUUGGGAUGCAUCCGAAGUUUCGUUGACGCCACUCUAUAAGUUUCGUACUUCGAAGUUGUUUGCAAACCCAUCAACUAGUACAUCUAAUCCUGUUGAAACAGGCAGUACCUCACUUUCUGAUGCAAAAGAUAUCAAUGCUCAAUAUUCUUCGAUUUUGUUAGCGACUGAAAGCGAUCCUCUUGCCAUACAUUUUAUGCACUUCUGCUCGGAUUCCCGUAAACUGUUAACUGCGAGCAGUUACCAUACUUGUUUAUUACACUUCAGUCGUCGAGAAAUAAAUCUUGAAACUGCAGUUAUGGAUAUCAAUAUGGCUUAUGAUGGAUUAGAUGAUAUUGGUUUCGCCUACUCAACUGGUGAUACUUUCUCUGAUGAUCAUUUGAAUACUGCUGAAAAUUUAUCCGGUAACGUGACUAAGGAUACUGUCCAACAGUCAUUACCUCAUGUAUCCAGUGGGAGUGUUAGUUCUUAUCAAUCUGCAUCUCCAACAGAAAGGGAUUUACGUGUAUUCGUUCCAGUACGUCAAGGUAGCCAUCAUUGGCCUCCAGGCUACCAACCACUUCUUGUUUGUCGUGUAGGCAUACUUGGACUAAGCUUUGAGUCAAAUAUAAAGUCAAGUACCGAUCCUACAGCUUCCUGUCUCAUCCCUCCGCCAUCCAUUACAGCUAUUAGUAUGAGUUCAGCUUUUAGUUUGAUGGCUAUUGGAAGCGAAUUCGGCAUUGCUGUUGUGGAUUAUGUUCACAAGAUUUGCUUGCUGUCUAUUUCAUCUUCUGACUUAUUAAGUCGUGGUCCUAUCAAUCUAACUGGGUCGUCUGCUUCGGGUGAAGUGAAAUUCUGUGAUCAGAAUAAUAGUUCAGCUGGCUCAACUUCGUUGGCUAAUACAUGCAUUAUAAACAAUCAGACAGCUUUGAAAAACGUCCACUCAAAUUCAGAUGCUGCACAAUCGAGUGAGUCAUCUAGUACCGGUUAUACAACACGCUAUGUAUUAUCAAGAACUACAACUGUCAAAAGUGAAUUGAAACGUGCCAAGUCCCAAGUGGUUUUGGCCUGUCGAACAAAUCAAUCAUCUCGUCAACAAGGACAAACGUCUAAUGCACAAAACACUUCUUCAGAAAAGUGCUCCGACCUUUCACAGUUUUCACAUCCGGGAAGUUUAACCGCAAGUUCUAGCUCGUUAGAUAAUCUAAACUGUGAGACAAUUAAAACAAUUUUAUUCAGUGAAUGGAUAUCCCCUAAACAAGACUUACAUUUUGUCCCAAAUCUCUGGAUCGGGACAUCUCGUGGAUGUGUCCUUGCUUUGAAUCUAAAGUAUCGAGUAUUGAAUAAUGUCCCAAUCAAUCACUCAUAUUGUAUUGCUUCUUUGUAUCGUUUACGUGGAGAUAUUAUUCACAUUAGCCUGUUGGAUAAUACCGGUGAUAUUUUACCGAGUCCUUCUGAGCGUUGGGAUGAUUCAUUUAUUUUCAAAGGUGGUGCUGCCUCUGAACUUUCGAAACAAGCAUCUCUUAUAUCUUGUUCAUCCAUAUGUUCUGAAGGAACUUCUAUGUAUACUAAUGCUGACGCAUACAGUUCAACUGAUACUGGUUUCAAGUCUUGUGGUGGUGGUGGCAGUGUUCGAGCAUUGAAAGAGUCAGUUAUUCGACAAAAUACAGUCACCACACAUACGUCUUCAACAUCAACAUCGUGUCACUCUAGUACUAUACUAUCCAAUACUAUGAGCGGUGGUGUCAGUACAUUUCAGUCAAGUGGUACAACUGGACUUGAUUCUCCUACAACAUCCAAAGGUUUUAUCGAGUGUGACCGACAGCUGGUUGUCCUUUGUUCAGAAAAGCAAGCUCGAGUAGUUGCACUUCCUUCACAAAAUUGUCUUUAUAAGGUAAAAAUAACUGAAACAAGUCAAGUGGUACGUGCUUCCGUACAACGUUUGAGACCAUCGCAUAAUAGCGGAACAUCAACGGCUAGUUUCCUCGCAUGUUAUCUUGCAAAUGGACAUUUUGUUGCCUUCUCAUUACCGAGUUUACGUUUACUAAUGGAUGUGGAUUAUUUACCGUAUACAGAAUGUGUAAGCCGUUCGUUUGCAUUUGGUCAGUAUGGUCAAUCUGUGUAUUUGGUGUCGCCCUCAGAAUUAGCUAAAAUCACCUGGGCAUCAGAUGUUUGUGCGAAUUUACGUGAUAUGCAAGGUGAGAUAUUUCUACCAAGUAAUAUGCCAGAACCUCCUAAGAAAAACUUUUUUAAAAAUUUGUUAAGUGGAACUUUGGUGUCUUCAUUAGAUCGAGAUGAAUUGUUUGGUGAAGCAAGUUCGGGGAAGGGGACACCUGGCGCUACUACUCUGCUACCAAAUGCUCGUUUGGAAAAGUUAUCUGGUCAAACUGGUGCUGCCUCUUCUGAAAUUGCACGAGCUAGAAAUGCUGCUAUCGAACGUGGUGAGCGGUUACAGCAAUUAGACCUACAAACGCAAGAGAUGGCUGAUCAAGCUAAAGGUUUUGGUCGUUCUGCUGCUAUUCUCGCUGCCAAAUACGAGAAAAAGGACAAACGCUGGGGUUUGCCAUUCUAA
Messenger RNA from Schistosoma mattheei, 4020 nucleotides. The record is from the annotation of a GenBank genome assembly. NCBI's taxonomy places the organism in Eukaryota, Metazoa, Platyhelminthes, Trematoda, Strigeidida, Schistosomatidae.